GCUCAAGCCAUUUUGGCUCAAGGCCCAGCUUCUCGCGAUACUUCGGCUGCGAAGAGGAGCUUCUCCUGGAUGCCAUGCUCCCUGCUCCGAUCAAGUUAGCGAUCGGGGUGGCUGGUAUUUAUGCGUCCUUCAUGUACUAUGGCUCUCUCCAGGAGGACGUGCUGACCUUCAAAGACGCGAGCGGCGGCAAGUUCAAGUAUUCUUGGUUUCUGCAGGCCAUAGAGGCCGUGGCCAACGUCGUGUUCGGCUUUGUUCUCAUGCUUGCGAUCGAGGGCUUCCGGCUUCACAAGAUGCCGCAGUUCCCCUAUCUCCUGAGCGGUGGCUUGCAGGUGUCCGCAAAGUACUUCACGACGCAGUCCAUGGUUGCGGGCGUGUCCUUCCCCGUUGCCACAUUAGCAAAGUCGUCCAAGAUGGUGCCAGUCCUGAUUGGACAGCUCCUCCUGGGGUCUGCGAAAUACACCACCCGGGAGUACCUGAAUGUUGCCCUCAUCGUUGCUGGAGCCGGGCUCGUCAGCAUGGCCGGAAAGUCCAAAGCAGGCAAGCAGGAUUCUAUUAUGGGUCUACUCUGCCUCUGCGGCUCUCUCGCAUGCGAUGGCAGCGUGGCAGGCGCACAGAGAAGUCUGAAGAAAAAGCUUUCAGAAUCGGGGCUGAAGGAGAAGAACUUUGAGAUGCAAUUCCUUACAAACUUUUAUAUGGCCCUGACGGCACUAGGGUUCGCUGCAGUGUUCCAGGAAUUUGUACCCGCAAUGUUGUUCAUCCUCGCAAGUCCGGUCAUCUUUACAAAGAUUGCCUUGUUCGCAGCUUGUAGUGCAUUUGGUCAGGCGGUCAUCUUUUUUGUUAUCUCCGAGUUUGAUUCUCUCGUGUGCAGUACUGUGACGACCACCAGGAAGAUAUUUUCCGUGCUUCUAUCUGUCUUCACAAAAGGCCAUAGCAUGAACGCUCAGGGGUGGUUUGGCAUUAGCCUGGCAUGCGUGGGCAUCCUCUCAGAGCUGCAUGACAAGCUUCAAAUCCAACAAGCUUCAAGUCCAAGAAGCCGGAUGAGUCUAAGGAGAAGACGAAAUGAGACAAGGAGAAGUCGGAUAAUCCAAGGAGUAGUUGGACAACGAGUCGAAGUGAGAGGCCAGAGCCUUGCAUAGCCAUGUGCUCGUAAGAAACAA
Messenger RNA from Prorocentrum cordatum, 1157 nucleotides. NCBI's taxonomy places the organism in Eukaryota, Dinophyceae, Prorocentrales, Prorocentraceae. The record is from the annotation of a GenBank genome assembly.